AUUUUUACUUUAGGGAAGGAGUUUUUACUUUAGGGACCGAGGGAGUACUAGUUAACGUAAUCAACAAUUGUAUCGCCCAUUAUCGUCAUCGCGAAGUAGCGAACGCAUUGUCCUUUUUAAGUGUAACCAUGUCUGUAAAUGCUGAAUCUUCUGGAGAGAAUUCAAAAGCCCCGCCUUGCAACGCGGCAUCGUCACUUCAUCCAAAGCAAGGCAACCACUUGGAAAAUUUUGAAACCUUAGCUCAGGCUGCGCCGUGGAUCGGUGAUGCCCUGCAACAGGCGCGGCAGGCGCAGCAGACUAUUGUAACUGCAUUAGAGAAUGCAAUCGCUGUAACAAAUUCUAGAAUGGAUCGUGUCCUGACCACUUCCUCUGCUCAUUUCAAUCGAAGUCUUGAUACCUUGCAAGCUGUUAAGGCUGAAUGUCACGUAUAUGAGGACAUCACUGUUGGGAAGAUUAAAGAGGGCAUUGAUGUUGCAUCCUCUCAUCCUCUGACCACAACCGGAGCUUUUCUUGGUCUUGUUUUUUUGGGUCUAAAAAGGCCAAGGAGAUAUUUGUACGGCAAAGCAAGGCGCCUAUUGUCCACUGAAGAGGCCAUGCUUUCGAAUGCUGAUGUUCAAGUCAAAGAGCUGAAGAAAUCUAUUGAUGCUUUGAAGGGAGAGAGUGAAAAAUUGGAG
Messenger RNA from Cuscuta europaea, 674 nucleotides. The record is from the annotation of a GenBank genome assembly. NCBI's taxonomy places the organism in Eukaryota, Viridiplantae, Streptophyta, Magnoliopsida, Solanales, Convolvulaceae.